This is a messenger RNA of Coniosporium apollinis CBS 100218, 1317 nucleotides long. RefSeq lists its product as uncharacterized. NCBI's taxonomy places the organism in Eukaryota, Fungi, Ascomycota, Dothideomycetes. Bases 1 to 1317 code for a protein of 438 amino acids. The transcript is spliced from 2 exons. The record is from RefSeq and is a predicted model, not a curated record.
AUGAUUUCAGAUAAUUACGCCUCUCCUGCCGCACAGCCGGUCAUCAGCGUAGAGCAGGAUGAGGCUUACGGUUUUGGUGAUCUCUAUGUCAGGAGCGCGGGCGAGUCAAUCCUCCACGAAUCCCCUCUGGUCCCGCAUGGCAGCAUGGGCAGCGCGCAGCCAGAGGCCCCAGCCGUUCCGCUGUAUACGAUCCCCGUCAGUCCAUACGGCUCGUCGAUCGCUGCAUCAGGACUCCGUUCCAAUGGGACUUUCAGCUAUCACCAAGAUCUCGCCCAUAGUUCCGCUCCGUUCGCCGGGCCAGUCAGCAACUCGGAUAUGAACGUCCCUCGCAGCUGGGCCUCGGCGUCCGUCGACAACCAUCCAGCUUGGAGUAACCAGACUUUCUUGCCCGGACAGUUUCAGUGGCAUCCUCAGCCUACCUACACCGGAUCGUUCGUUCCCCUUGAGAUCACGCGGCCCCUUCCGCAAGCUGCCUCAUACGAGCACGCGAUGGUACGCCAGGGUAUUCCGCCCGCCUACUUCGGCACACUUCCGCAAUUCGCGCCGAGCGGAUUCCCUUCCUUGGCGCAGGGAUCCCAGCCCGGCAGUCUCGAGACUUUUACGCCGUAUAUGCCGCAAGGGAACUCUUUCCCACAGCAGAAUUUGCAACCCACUAGGAUGGACACGAUGCCGGGCGCGGCGUGGCCGCAGGAUUACCCAGCAAUGGGGCACAUGUUGCUGCCAGCCGUCCCGUACAUGGCAGAGCCACACGAUUACAGCCUCAGCUACGGAUCCGAUACAACCUGGACCGAGCAGUACACAUCCCCCGAUUCGUACGAUAUGAGCAUGUCGCCAGAUACGGCCCCGGCCUUCGGCUUCGAAACUCCUCAAGACAGUCCAGAGGAAGCGGGCUACAUGCCCCCGGCUACAGCUAAAGCCGCAGCAGCAGAGCGCCAUGCAUCGAAGGACGCCCUCCUACUGAGGCUGAAGCGCGAAGGGAAAAGUUACAGGCAGAUCAAAGCAGAGGGAGCUUUUACGGAGACAGAAUCAACAUUAAGAGGACGUCUGAGAAACUUGGUGAAGCCCAAGGAGAAGCGCGUCAGAAAGCCAAUCUGGACCGCGAAGGACCUGGAAUUGCUGAAAAGGGGCGCCCGCCGUUGUCGCAACGGCAAGCGUCAGACUAAUGACGAUAGCGAGGACAGCGGCGACGACGCCGAGAUCAACGAGAAGAAGGUGGCCUGGCGCCUUGUCUCGGAGUAUAUAGAGUCGAACGGUGGGACCUACCAGUUUGGCAACACCACGUGCAAGAAGAAGUGGUGCGCCAUCAUGAAGCGCUGA